Messenger RNA from Aspergillus pseudonomiae, 1772 nucleotides. Its product is annotated as class I SAM-dependent methyltransferase. NCBI's taxonomy places the organism in Eukaryota, Fungi, Ascomycota, Eurotiomycetes, Eurotiales, Aspergillaceae. The transcript is spliced from 11 exons. Bases 141 to 1136 code for a protein of 331 amino acids. The record is from RefSeq and is a predicted model, not a curated record. Gene Ontology annotation, molecular function: methyltransferase activity.
GCAAAUGGUUUUUCCUGUGCCGAAUCCUUGUGUUCCAUGUGUUUGCCUUCUGCCACGGACUAAUCCACAUGGCUUAUAAGCGAUCAGGGACCCUCUUGGUCCAUCUGUGACCCGUCAUAUUGAAUCCCAUUAGACACACCAUGUGCUCGCACCCGCAUGUCGAUCCACCUAUCGACCCCGAGGCCGACGCGGAUCUCUAUAGUGAUGAGGAUUACUCCAGCGCAGCCGGCAGUUCGACGACAUCUUUGUCGUCCAGUAUCUUACAUUAUCAAUACGAGAAUGGACGGCGGUAUCAUGCAUAUCGACAAGGAGAAUAUGUCAUUCCAAAUGAUGAAAGAGAACAAGAUCGAUUAGACCUGGGUCACCAUAUAUGUAGUCUUGUGCUGGCGGGAGCAUUAUCUCGAUCUCCCAUAUCAGAAAACCCACGAAGAAUCCUAGAUAUAGGAACCGGAACAGGAUUGUGGGCAAUUGACAUGGCUGACCAGUACCCGGAGGCACAGGUCAUCGGGACGGACCUGAGUCCGAUUCAACCUUCAUGGGUGCCACCGAAUUGUGCCUUUGAGAUCGACGACUUCGAACUUCCGUGGAACUUCGCCCAACCGUUUGAUUUCAUCCAUGCUCGAAGUGUCGAGGGAUCCGUCAAGGAUUUCCCGCAUCUCUUUCGCCAAGCACAUCAGCACCUCGUUCCCGGUGGCUGGUUUGAAAUGAUGGAACCCACCGUCGGCAUCUUUUCCGAUGACGAUAGUAUCUCGAACGCGCCGUAUCUAUCUGAAUGGCGGGAUAUGUUGAUCGAGGCGAGUAAAAAGUUUGGCAAAGAGAUGGGAGUGGCGAAAAAUUACAAGCAGUGGAUGACUGAGGCUGGCUUCACGGAUGUGACGGAGGAAAUAUUCAAGGUGCCUUUUUCGCCAUGGGCUAAAGACCCCAAGCUGAAGGAACUGGGACGCUACCAGCAAGCUAAUAUGCUUGAGGCUCUCGAGGCGUACUCAUUGGCGCUGUUCACUCGAUUCUUGGGUUGGAGUGUUGAUCAGAUCCAGUUGCUUUUAGUAGGGGUUCGACGAGAAUUACUAGACCGGAGGCUACAUAUCUACUCUCGGUACUAUCUGGUUUACGGUCGGAAGGAGAAGGAAGACUCGUAGUCAUCAGAUUGGAGAUGUUGGGAGAGUCAAGUACGGUCAGGUUUGUCUGUGCAUGGCAGUAUAUCGCCUUUUUUCGUUUUGCCUUACCUUUCUUUUGUUUUCUUUCUCUUUCGAUUUCUCUUUCUCUCUUCCCCCCCCCCUUCCCAUUCUCCACUCUCCACAUGGUUGAAUCCAGUGCCAUCCCAAGCAAUAUACGCGCAUUCCCACCGACCAGAAAAUCAGACAUACAUACAGGUCACAUAUUGAUAUCUGCUCCCCGACACAUGAUGCAGCUUUUCAGAUGGAUUGUCACUGUGCUAUUGGAUAGUAUCCAGACGUAUGAGUACCAGAGGAGACACCAAACCCUUCCAUUCUUCUCGACAGCAGAGACUGCUGCUCAAGACUCAGCAGGUACCUUGGUAGUUAGUAGCCCUGCUGAAACCUCUAUUUGGUUAGUGCCUCAUCUCGCUACGGGACAUCCCCCCGAUCAUGUGACCCCGUUACUCCGUCAGCUUGCAUUAGUGUACAUAUUGGCAGAGUAUUUUCAUCGGUUGCACGUGUCUGAUCGAAACCUAGAACACAACCAGAAGUACUUCUCAGCACUCGAGAUGUAUGGCCAUCUUUCCAUGACUUGAAGAUUUUUUUUUUUUUUUUUUU